Molecule: messenger RNA, 1316 nt
Organism: Trifolium pratense (red clover)
Lineage: Eukaryota; Viridiplantae; Streptophyta; Magnoliopsida; Fabales; Fabaceae
Product: zerumbone synthase-like
Exons: 4
Coding region: 221-1132 (303 amino acids)
Source: RefSeq, a predicted model, not a curated record
UAAUAUUGAUAAGUUUCCCGGGUGAGGAAAGAAUAUUUUUUGUUUUAACCUUCCUAUAUUUGUAUCAAACAAAACUUUGUCACACUCCUUCCCCUUAAAUACUCAUCAACCCAUUAUUUCUUUCUUUGCUUUCUCUUCUUUCAAAUUUACCCAAGAUCCCAUCAAAGGUCAACACUCUUCUUGUUUCCUUCACAAUCAGAUCUUCAUCACUCUCACCAUCAUGCUCAGAACACUAGCAAGGGAGUUGAAGCUCAGCAACAUCAUCAGCAAUAGUAAUUUGGUUAGAAAAAGCAGCAGAUUCUAUGCAACGGUUGGUGGAAGAAGCAGGUUAGAAGGAAAAGUGGCAAUCAUAACAGGGGCAGCAAGUGGACUUGGAAAGGCCACAGCCCAUGAGUUUAUCCAACAUGGUGCCAAAGUCAUCAUUGCUGACAAUGACACUCAACUUGGGCCUCAGGUUGCAAAUGAAUUGGGCCCAUCAGCCCAUUAUGUAGAAUGUGAUGUCACUAUUGAGGCCCAAAUUGAAGAAGCUGUGAAUGUUGCCAUGACAAAGUAUGGUAAACUAGACAUCAUGUACAACAAUGCUGGCAUAACAGGCCCAAUAACCCCACAUAGCAUAACAGAAUUGGACCUUGAUGAAUUUGACAAGGUCAUGAGAAUCAAUGUUACUGGAAUCAUUGGAGGUAUAAAACACGCGGCCCGAGUGAUGGUACCGGUGGGUUAUGGGUCCAUUAUAUGCACAUCAAGCAUAAGUGGGCUAUUAGGUGGGCUUGGCCCUCAUCCAUACACAAUUUCAAAAUCUACAAUACCUGGUGUGGUGAAAUCUGCGGCUAGUGAACUAUGUGGAGCUGGGAUUAGAGUCAAUUGCAUAUCACCAGCUGCAAUUCCUACACCAAUGUCAUUAGGUCAAGUUGGAAAAUUUCUUCCUGGUUUUACCCCAGAACAGAUAGGGGAAAUUGUUAGUGGGCUUGGUGUUCUCAAAGGUGCAAAAUGUGAGGCCAUUGAUGUUGCUAGGACCGCAUUGUACUUAGCAUCAGAUGACUCAAAGUUUAUUUCUGGCCACAAUCUCGUAGUUGAUGGAGGGUUCACUUGCUUUAAAAAUUUCGUGUUUCCUUCUCCGGAUCAAUCAACCUAAUCAGGGUUUUAAAUUGCCAUCACGAAAGUUAUGAAUGAAAUACGAUUAAUGUAGUAGCAAUUGUAACGUGAUCAUGAAGACCUUGAAAUUUUUUGUGUAAUUGUAUUAUGGUUAAUUUUUAAAUUUGUUGGAGAUUUUUUUUUAUAAUUUAUAAAUUUAAGAAAACAUCACUUUUUCUAUAGUU